Oppiella nova is the source of this 1570-nucleotide messenger RNA. NCBI's taxonomy places the organism in Eukaryota, Metazoa, Arthropoda, Arachnida, Sarcoptiformes, Oppiidae. The record is from the annotation of a GenBank genome assembly.
UGAAUGAAGUGUUUGGAGAUGUGGUGAGCGGUGACUGCAAUGACAGCUAAACCCCUAUUCAUAGCAAACACUUGACUUAACUCUGACUCCAUUAUAUGGUUUGCAAACUGCAGUGGACUUUGAGUUUGAGUUUGAUUUGAUCGACAAUUCGUUUAAUUGUUGUUUGGAUUGAGAUUUGAGUGAAGAAUGAGUGAAAAGAUUGAGUUGAAGACAGCGCCAUAUGACCCACGCUUUCCCAACCAAAACCAGACCAGGAACUGUUACCAGAACUACCUGGAUUACCACCGGUGCCAAAAGGUGAAGGGUGACAAGUAUGAGCCAUGUCAGUGGUUCAAGUGGGCCUACACUGAACUCUGUCCCAAAGCAUGGACCGAGAAAUGGGACGAUCAGAGAGACAACGUUGGUGUGUAUGUGGAGGACAUACCGAUGCGCUUAUCCGAGAGAUACAGACCUCUGGAUGUGAGCGCAUACACUCAGGAGGAGACACUGAUUCCCGAUGUCUUCGACCAACACUACAGAUUUAGUGCAGAAUUAUAUGCUUUAGAAGUGUUUGAGUUUCGAGACAAACAAAAACGCAAACAAUUGUCACAAUCGAUGUCUAAUUUGGAUCUGAAGAGUGAUAAUAAUAGAAAUAGUCUUAAAUCACAAACGGAUGACAAGAAUGAAGUGAAGAAAUCUAUUCGUUUAAAUCCCGGAGAAAUACUUAAACCUAGUAAUUGUAUUGAAAAUAAUGAGGAUAAUUGUCAGCAAAGAGUGCCGGCUCUUCACAACAUGAAUGGCGUUAACCUAAUGUCCACUUAUGGACCCCAACACCAACAUCAACAGCCAAUAGUCCAGCAGCCGUUAGCUUGUGUGUCGGCCCCACAUUCUGGUCAACCAUUCAAUAGCAGCCAUUGGACGACAGCCAGCAUUUACCACAACUCCUGUGAUUUGGGCGCAACGUCUAGUAAUACGAGCUAUACUUCUAUAACAGCUAACCAUUUGUCUGACUCUCAACACAAUCUCUUGAGAUCCUCUAAAAGUGCAUCUGAUUUACCGACUCUUGUGAACAGUGAAGAGUCUGUUCGGACCACUAGAAGACAACGGUCUCACACACCUCCCUGUGCGCCCUCUAAACCUAAACAAAAUGUUAAUGAAAAGCAAACUCUGAUACUCAAUGACCCGUACGAAGAAUUAUCGCAAUACUCGAAAGAUUUUGUCAAUUCUAUCGGUUCGAUGGGCUUUGAAAGGAGUCGAGUGGCCAGAGCUGUCAAACACAUGGACAACGACCACAAAAAAGUGAUUGACUUUCUAUUACAGGUACAGACACUGGAAGAGACCGGUUAUGACUGCUGUGAAGCCGAGAUCGCUCUCCAUAUGAAUAGUUACCAAAUAUCUGAUGCCAAGAAAUUCUUGGAAUCAUUGCGACAGUUGUCUGAAGUGGGAUUAGAUAAAAGGGAUGUAAUUAAAGCAUUAGUCACGUGUAAUAAUGAUAGGGACAAAGCUCUGGAUGUUCUUCUCAACACUCAAUAAAAUAUAUUAUUUUUUCAAAACUAAUCAUUUGUUUCAUUGGUAUUCGAGUCAUGAGAAC